Galeopterus variegatus (Sunda flying lemur) is the source of this 1699-nucleotide messenger RNA. RefSeq names its product melanin-concentrating hormone receptor 1 (gene MCHR1). Bases 124 to 1326 code for a protein of 400 amino acids. Gene Ontology annotation, biological process: neuropeptide signaling pathway. Gene Ontology annotation, molecular function: neuropeptide binding; melanin-concentrating hormone receptor activity. The record is from RefSeq and is a predicted model, not a curated record. Lineage: Eukaryota; Metazoa; Chordata; Mammalia; Dermoptera; Cynocephalidae. The transcript has 3 exons. Gene Ontology annotation, cellular component: membrane; neuron projection.
GGACCCCCUUCCAGACUGCGGGGCUCCCGCUCCGGGACAAGGCGGCGGGCGCUGGAGGCUGCCGCAGCCUGCGUGGGUACACGGGAGCUCAACUCGGGGGAGCAGGCGACCAGCACCAGCUGGAUGGACCUGGAAGCCUCGCUGUUGCCCCCCAGCCCCAAUGCCAGCAACACCUCUGAUGGCCCGGAGAACCUCACUUCGGGCGGAGAGGCCGCAGGAGGGAGGACUUCACAGAGCCGUGAGGGGAUUAACUUUUCUGGUGAAUUAAGCUUUCUGACAUUUCCAAAGCUGCGAUGCCCUGGAAUUCUAGAUUUGAAGGAGAAGAGAAGGAAGGAAAAGAGGAAAGGGUCACCUCCUCGCACAGGGAGUGUCUCCUACAUCAACAUCAUCAUGCCUUCAGUGUUCGGCACCAUCUGCCUCCUGGGCAUUGUCGGGAACUCCACGGUCAUCUUUGCGGUCGUGAAGAAGUCCAAGCUGCACUGGUGCAGCAACGUCCCCGACAUCUUCAUCAUCAACCUCUCAGUGGUGGACCUCCUCUUCCUCCUGGGCAUGCCCUUCAUGAUCCACCAGCUCAUGGGCAAUGGUGUCUGGCACUUUGGGGAGACCAUGUGCACCCUCAUCACAGCCAUGGAUGCCAACAGUCAGUUCACCAGUACCUACAUCCUGACUGCCAUGGCCAUUGACCGCUACCUGGCCACCGUCCACCCCAUCUCUUCUACCAAAUUCAGGAAGCCCUCUGUGGCCACACUGGUGAUCUGCCUCCUGUGGGCCCUGUCCUUCAUCAGCAUCACCCCCGUGUGGCUCUAUGCCAGGCUCAUCCCCUUCCCAGGGGGUGCAGUGGGCUGUGGCAUCCGCCUGCCCAACCCAGACACCGACCUCUACUGGUUCACUCUGUACCAAUUUUUCCUGGCCUUUGCCCUGCCCUUUGUGGUCAUCACAGCCGCGUAUGUGAGGAUCCUACAGCGCAUGACGACCUCGGUGGCCCCCGCUUCUCAACGCAGCAUCCGGCUGCGGACAAAGAGGGUGACCCGCACAGCCAUCGCCAUCUGCCUGGUCUUCUUUGUGUGCUGGGCGCCCUACUAUGUGCUGCAACUAACCCAGUUGUCCCUCAGCCGCCCGACCCUCACCUUCGUUUACCUGUACAACGCGGCCAUCAGCUUGGGCUACGCCAACAGCUGCCUCAACCCCUUUGUGUACAUCGUGCUCUGCGAGACCUUCCGCAAGCGCUUGGUCCUGUCAGUGAAGCCAGUGGCCCAGGGGCAGCUCCGCACCGUCAGCCACGCCCAGACGGCUCAUGAGGAGAGGACAGAGAGCAAAGGCACCUGACAUUUUCCCAGCUGCCCUGGACACCUUUAAGUCAGGACACCACCACAAACCAUGGGGAGAGGUGCUAAGAAAAACCCAAGACCACCCUGGGAGAACGCAGGGAGGCUGGGUGGCGAGGGGUUGUUGCAGCUAAAUACAUUCAACAUAAAUGUGGCCCACAAGUUAGUGGGGAGGCUUGGAGCCAGGUUUGGGGGCUCAGACAUCAGACAUCCCCUUAGGGGAGCAGGAUGAGACCUUUGGGUGGAACAGAAACUGAGAGAAAAGAAAAUUUGGGUUUGAAUGUUCAGUUGAGCUCUAUAUCAGUCAGCUCCUAAAUAUCUUUUUCCCAUGGGAAGAGGUGGACGGCUCCUGGCUGGGCUUAUUUACAAUCGGG